UCUCCCACAUUAAACCAUCCGUCAUUUAAUGUAAGUCACCUGUGUGCUCUUCCACUCAGUCACUGACACAAGGAGGGAGAGCACCAAGGUUAAACAAAACACAAGGUGUGGUGUUCUCGUUGGAUCGUCUGUCUGGGAUACGGCAGUGAAAUAAAAACCAGCUGAAAGACAACCGAACAUCCAGAUUGUCAAUCAUGGCCACUCAGCCCAACUAUAACCACCAUGAAGGUGCCUACGUCGCUGUGAUGAAAGGCUUGAGAGAGCUGGACCUCAGCGGCCCUCGUGUUCCCAGUGACCUGGUUCUGAUUGGAGACCAUGCUUUUCCUUUAGCAGUGAACAGCCAAGGCCAGGUCCUGAUGGCUGCCUCUCUGUACGGCAAAGGACGGAUAGUGGUCCUCGGUCAUGAGGGCUAUCUCACCGCCUUUCCUGCUCUGGUGGAGAAUGCUCUGUUUUGGUUAAGAGGAGAGGGAUCUGACAACCCGUCUGUGGGUGUCAACAAAUCCGUCAAGGAGGUCGCUGAUAAUCUCAGCAAAUCCUCCUUUCAAUCCAAAAUUGUGGGGUCCUUUGAUAAAAGUCUGGGGGUUGGUGUGUACGUGACCAAUGCCUACAGUGUGGGUUCAGAUGUGAAGGACCUGGUGGCCUUCAUGAAAGAUGGAGGAGGAGUGCUGAUAGCAGGGCAGGCGUGGAGUUGGUCUAAGGUGCACCCUAAGGAGAACACACUGCUUUUCUUUGAAGGGAACAAGGUGUCUGGUGUGGCAGGGAUCUACUUUUCAGAGCAUUGUGGUGCGGUAGAGUGCGUCCCUGUGUUCCCACAGAUCCCAUCGUCCUGGAUGGCUGUAGUUAUUGGAAAGGACUUUGAGGAUGACCUUGAGUUUUUACUCGAGGGGGUUCCAGAGUUUGACCUGUCGGGUGGUAGCGUCUGUUCUGAGAUUCUGGUUCACGGCCCGCUGGCCUUUCCCAUCGGGACCACCGCUGAUGGAAAGGCAUUUCUGGCAGGAGCCUACUAUGGGCAGGGACGUAUCAUCGUGAUUACACAUGAAGGAUUCCUGGGACGAGAGAACCUCACUAAGUUUUGGAGCAACGCCCUUCGUUGGUUGGAUGAAGGCCGUAAGGGAGUUGUUGGUGUCUCGCACAAACAUGCACUCGCCAAUCUCAGCAAAUCUGGGUUAAAUUGUGUGUCGUCAACUUUCCGAGAUGACCUGAGUGUAUACGUGUGUACGACGUACAGCGAUGCUAACUCAGAGGAAAUUCAAGACUUUGUGGCAGAGGGAGGAGGCCUCCUGAUGGCUGGACACGCCUGGUACUGGGCACAGAAGAACCCUGGGCUAAAUAUAUUCUCAGAGUACCCAGGGAACCAUGUCCUGAACAAACUGGGCUUGAGCAUGUUGGGUUCAAUAAUCAGAGGAGGUACAUUCAAAGCCCCUGAGCCGAGCAAGGCCAAAGAAAACUACCACUUCCGCCAACUGCUCCACCGCUUUCAUUGCCAUGUUACCAAAGGGGAAGCACUGAGCAAGCAUGAUGAGGAAGGUCUGACAAAGCUGGGCCAAGACUUAGCCUCCUACUUGCACAUGAACGCUCAUGACUGCUGCUCCUACACACAGGUGGUCUCCAACCUCACUCAUGUCUUAAUGAAGGCGGGUAUGCCUCAGGUUUGUGACACCUGCCCCGCCAAGACUCCAAGAGACCUCCUGCUCCUCAGUGUGGGGCCAGAGCUGUACAAGGUUUCCUCGAAUCCUGAUGCCCUCCUGCCCCACCUCAUCAAGGAUAAUCCCGCAAUGCCAGUGAUCUACAACCACUGUGUCACAAUUAAUGUUGACACAGCAGGAGGGUUAGAGUGGGUCAGUACAGGUCUUUACCUGUCUCCUGGCAUGAAGACCUACAUUUCCUUACCAGCACGGAUUGUCAACAAGGGAUUUAAGGUCCAGAUUGGCUGUCAAACAGACACUCUCAAGACGAAUGUGCUGAAGAGAGCACGGUGUGUUCAUGAGCAAUAUCCUGUAAACGCAGAGAUGAUGUUGGUGUCGAACCUGUGGGGGGGUCUCAUCUACCUGGUGGUCCCGCCCAAAACAAAAGAGGAUGGGCUAGAGGUCAAAGUGCAGAUUGCUGUACCUGCACCAUACUAUAAAUCUGGUGUGACAACACCAGCUGAAUGGUCGUUGCUGCGUACAGCUCCCGCACCCUGGGCAGAGCUAGAGUUUGCCAACAUCAUCCUCACCGUACCAUCAGAUGUGGUUCGGAACCUGGAGUGCCCUGAUGAGCUGGCAGUGCUUUGGGAUGACAUCAUGAAGGGCAUUGCCGAUCUUGCUGUCAUACCACACAAAUUUCCUCGCAAGGAGCGCUAUGUAUGCGACGUGCAGAUCUCCCACGGUUGGAUGCAUGCAGGUUAUCCUGUCAUGAUGCACAGGGCCACAGCAGCUACGCUGGUCGACAUCCCCAACAUUAAAAAGACUGGAUUGUGGGGCGCCAUCCAUGAACUGGGACACAACCAACAGAAACGCCACUGGGAAUUCGCACCACACACUACAGAGUGUACAUGCAACCUGUGGUCUGUGUAUGUGCAUGAAACCGUGCUGGGGAUCAGCAAGGAGAAGGCUCAUGGAGCAAUGACUCCGGAGAAUCGAAACAACCGUACAGAGGCGUAUGUCAAGGGGGGCAGAGAACUUGCUAGCUGGAGUGUAUGGACGGCCCUGGAGACGUACAUGCAGCUCCAGGACAAGUUUGGCUGGGACGCCUUCAAGAAGGUGUUUGGAGCCUACCACAAGAUGAACCCUGCCACCUUUCCAAAGGACAACAAUGGCAAGAUGAACCUGUAUGCUGAGACCUUCUCCCAGGCUGUGAAGAUGAACCUCUCUGGAUUCUUUAAGGCCUGGGGCUGGCCCAUAGAAAAAGAAACGGAGGGGAAACUUUCCAAACUGCCACCAUGGAGUGAUCACCCCAUGGUCAAGUAUAACUGAGCUUCAGACUGCUGCUGAUAGGAAGUGUAGCGGGGCGGUUUUAAGACUGCCAAAGUCCUUUUAGGGGCGAAUUCACAAAAGAUAUCAUAUGGCCGCUGCACAGCACAAGCAACAUUUAUUAGAAAUAUUCUCGGGGGACUAUUGUCAAACAUAUUGUGCAAUAAUAUUCUAGUGUGUCUAGUUUAGGCGCCUUACAACCUUAACCUGCUGAGGUCAAUUUCAACCCAAGAAAGAUGAUAAGCAAAUGGUUUUCCAUUUAACUUCACAUGCAGCCACUUCAUAUCUGCUUCCUUAUCUUUAUAUUCACUCCUCCUGCCUCUGUCUCCAGCAUUUAGCAAUAGAUCAGAAGUCUGAUCUUAGCCAUUCAGUUUUGUUUCGGGUCGUAACUCUAAUGCUCUUACAGACUGAACCGUGUAACAGUAGGCCUAAUUCACUUGGGUUAUAAGGGUAUGGGCAUAUUACCUUCAAUGAUAUUUGCAUUAACUUUCCAUGGAACAGACACUAAUAAACAUUUUACUUCACCA
This is a messenger RNA of Labrus bergylta (ballan wrasse), 3478 nucleotides long. RefSeq names its product TRPM8 channel-associated factor homolog. Gene Ontology annotation, molecular function: transmembrane transporter binding. NCBI's taxonomy places the organism in Eukaryota, Metazoa, Chordata, Actinopteri, Labriformes, Labridae. Gene Ontology annotation, cellular component: plasma membrane. The record is from RefSeq and is a predicted model, not a curated record. Gene Ontology annotation, biological process: positive regulation of protein targeting to membrane.